CUCACGGCUGUAAUACCAUUCUAUAGCCGCAGACUUACAGUGUUUCUCUUUUAUUAACCGAGGUUGCAAGAUGAAGCACAACAACGUCUUACCCAACGCUCAUCGCGUGAAAUGCAGCGGCAAAUUCAUUCGUGCUGAGCUUGACCAGGCCGGCAGGAAGAAGCGUCGCUUGCUUGCCCGUAGGCAAAAGGCCGCUAAGGCGGGUGUGACCCCUGUGGGUUACUUGCGUCCUGUUGUACACAUGCCAAGUCGUCGUUACAAUUACAAGGUUCGUCUUGGCCGCGGGUUCACUAUCCAGGAGCUCAAGGCCGCUGGUAUUAGCAAGAAGGUGGCCAUGAGUAUCGGUAUCGCUGUUGACCACCGUCGUUGCAACCGCAAUGCCGAGAGUUUGAACCUCAAUGUUGAGCGUCUGAAGACAUAUUUGUCUAAGUUGGUUAUGAUUCCUCGUAAGAAGAAGGCCUGCAAGGGAUUCUGUGGUAUCCCUGAUGACACUCCUCGUGAGAAGUUGGCCACCAUGGUUCUCAAGCAGCAGAAGAUUAAGGAGGUUAUGCCUGUUGUGCAGCCAUUCGUUGCUGAGGCUCCUCGUGCCAUUACUUCUGAGGAGGCUGCUGCCAGCGCCUGCGAUACUUUGACCCAGGCGAGGAAGGCCGCCAAGGCUAAGAAGACUGAUGAGGAGUAAGCGGCUGCUUUUGGACAAAGUGACUAAUAUUCCUUGUAACCUUUUCACUUCUAUAUAA
Molecule: messenger RNA, 737 nt
Organism: Babesia bovis T2Bo
Lineage: Eukaryota; Apicomplexa; Aconoidasida; Piroplasmida; Babesiidae
Product: putative ribosomal protein L13
Exons: 2
Coding region: 71-679 (202 amino acids)
Biological process (GO): translation
Cellular component (GO): cytosolic large ribosomal subunit; ribosome
Molecular function (GO): RNA binding; structural constituent of ribosome
Source: RefSeq, a predicted model, not a curated record